UCCCAUGUGAUGUGUUGCCAACACAGCGGUUUUGGAAAUUUAUAAUAUUAUAUGGCAUUACUCGCAUAGUUAUCUAUUUUGCAGAUGCAGAUUUUUAGGCAGUGUUGCGGUAUACACUUUAGCUAUGUCUGAAUUCCUAAUGCAGCAGGCGUAUAUAUACAUACGGACCUCCAGGCCGUACGCAGGAAAUUUUCUGUAGGGUGGCAAAGCCGCAAAGUGGGUGUUUAUGGUCAGAUAUCACAACAAUGUCAUUGCCAACAUCUGCUGAUGACAUUUUUGCCCGACCAUCUUCUCCACCUGAUAGAGGAAACCAGCCUGUGCGGAACUGGCGACGAUGCGUGAUAUGUUCUGAGCAGUCUUCCUUCAAGUCACCAAGAGAGUUUGCCACUCACUUACGAGAAUUGCACAGCACUAGGGAGGGUGGCUCCUUCAUCUGCCGAUACGGACUGCACGGCGUCUGUCCGUCGCUGCCAGUGCUGGGUGUCAGUGACAAAGAUUACGAAGACCAUGUAUCUCGAGACCACAUACUUACUUCAGGCUCUAGGAGUGGCAGCAGCAGUCGCGCCAGCACGCCUGGCAUGCCGCGGUCCUCGACAGUACCGAACAUCGUGUCUGCGAAUAGAUGGAGCGUGUACAGCUCCUCACAGAACCUACCCGCUGCUCUGAACGAUCCCAACAAGAGUAGAAGUGAAGCGAUGGUGUUCUUCACGCGCACGUGGGGCACAGUGUUCAUCGACAGGGUUGACAUAGCCGCCUCGCCCUACCUGGAUGACAUCACGAGGACUGACUUUGAAGAUUACAUGCAGAAGACGUCUGUGAGAUACAGAAGACAUCAACAGUACAGUCAGCCUGCUAAUGAGAAAGAUAAAGAAAGAGAUGUCGUGAAAAUCCUGCACAACAAGACAAGAGAAGCCGUUGAGUUGGCGCGCAGUGCAGACUUGGAUCAGAUACCCAAGGUGUUCAUGCAACCAAACUUUCAACUGGAAGAUCCGGAUACGUUCCGGGACGUGCUGCCCUGGAGCCAGCUCGAGUCCUCAUCUAAUGGGGCAGCCGUUGAGACCAAGGCGAGGCAGAGUAGCAGGCUACUGCAGGAAAAGCUCACACACUACCUGGACAUCGUUGAGGUACAGCUUGCGAAGAUGAUCUCACUGCGAUCAGAUGCGUUCUUCCAUGCAAUGACGUCACACGACCAACUACAGAGCAACAUGCUCGCCACCUGUCACUCCAUUAAACAUCUCAGGGAUAGGGUGCACACCAUUGAUAAGGUAUUCGUUGAAGGGCCACUAAAGAUCAUGAAGCUCAAGAGUAAACGAACUAAUUACGUCACCAUGUAUAACAAGUUGAAGAUGAUGGCGACGGUGCAUCAGACGCAGCCGACCAUCCAGCUGCUUCUAUCCACGUCUGAGUUUGUCGGCGCUCUUGACCUGAUCUCGACGACACAGGAGGUGCUAACGCAGGAGCUCGCUGGCAUUGUCAGCUUCAGACAUUUGGGGUCACAGCUGACUGAAAUGGAAAAGCUCAUUGAUAAGAUGAUGCAAUCUGAUUUCGUUCGAUAUGCCGUGGCUGACCUGACGCGACCCCUGACCCCAGAGCAGGUGCAGGUCAUGGAGGAGGAGCGAUUGGUGACAAUACUGUUUGGAAUGCUGCAACAAAGGAAGUUUGUCUUUGUUGAUAUGUACAGAGAGGAGGCAGCAGCGACCAUCAAAGCCAUAAUCAAACAGACUGUCAUCGAGAUAGUCUCGCAGGCAGACGACAUUGAUGUGGAAGGCAACGUGUCCAGCUUGGCCGAUCAGAUGCGAUUGCUGCAGUUUGAAACGUGGCUGGAGCUGCUGAGGGAGGUCUUCAGGAUUCUAGUGGUGCUUCUCACUAGAAUACAGGGCGUGAGAGACAUGAUGCAAGACGUCGUGCACAUAUCUGCCGGCAAGGCGCGCGUGCAUGGCAGCCUGAACAAGUCGAACAACUGUGAUCAGUGGCCAGCAGAGGGGGGCGCCACUGCAGCCGGCAUCACACCAGAGGCCGCACACGUGCACGUACCCAUGGCAGCUGAGGUGGACGUGGUCAUAACGGAGUCGGAAUGUACGAAGCUGACGUCCAGCCUGCGAGACAUGCUGUGCUCACUCUGCGACACCGCGCACGACCGCUGCACAAAGCUGCUGACCGCAAAGGCAAAGGACGGGUUUCUGGAGAAGCUGAUGCCGACGGAGUUUGUGCAGCUGUCGCGCAGCAUCGAGCAGUUCGCUACAGAGUGCGAGCGCAUAUGCGGUCGCCGCAGCACGUCUCUACGGGGCGGCCUGCAGAGUCAGGCAAACCGCUUCGUCAAUCGAUUCCAUGAGGAGCGAAAACAAAAACUAGGGUUAAUUCUAGACAAUGAGCGAUGGAAACAAGCGGACGUGCCCGCUGAGUUUCAGGAACUAGUCGAUCACAUGGAAGAGACAGGUGAGGUGAGCCUGCCGUCUCGGCCGGACACCGCAGAGAUUCAGAAGCCAGUCGACUACCUGUUUGUGCGCAAGGAGAGAUUCGCCGUCGUCGGCACGGUGCUGAUGCUGCUCAAGAUGGUGGUGGAGUACGGGCAGUGCGUGGACGACAUGCCGGCGGUGGGCACCGACCUGCUGACGCGCAUCGUCGAGCUGCUCAAGCUGUUCAACUCACGCUCCUGCCAGCUGGUGCUGGGCGCUGGCGCCCUCCAGCAGGUCCGACUGAAAACAAUCACGACGAAGAACCUAGCCCUGGCUUCAAGCUGCCUGCAGCUGAUGGUACACUUCAUGCCGCUGCUGAGACAGCACUUCAAACGGCAAAUCCCAACACGACAGCAGACUGUAGACAAACAUUUCGACCAGGCGCUGAAGGACUAUAAUGACCAUAUCGAUGAAAUUGCAAACAAACUGCUGGCCAUCAUGGAUACGAUGAUAGAUUCCCAAUUGGCCAAGUGGGAGGCAAAGCCACCUAUGCCAUCAUCUGGCAUGCGAGCCAUCGGCAAGCAAAUGGGCAAGCUGCACGAAGCUAUCAUAGAUCUACUGCCAGCCGAACAAAUAAAUGCGCUGUUCCUCAAGAUAAACGAAUCGUUUAAGUUGAAGUUCCGACAGAAGCUAUCUAAGCUGUGUAUACUAAAUAACGGGGGACCACAGCAUGCGCUUGUAACAUCGGAUCUUACAUUCUACGUGGGCCAGAUGAAAAGUCUUUCGUCCUUGAGAAAUUUUGAUGACAGAAUGGUCGAAGUAUGGCCAAGUCGAUGAAACCUGCAUGGGCAUGCUACUGCAGUUCACUCAAAAUGGCUGCUUUCCUUGCACACAAGAACGGUGCCACCAUAUAACUUUCAAUAAAACAGUUAUCAGAUGAAGAAAUGAUCGUGUUUGCGUGCAGAACUGAACGUUUGCUGUCCGAAUUAUUCCAUUAUUACACCCAGAUGCGGAUUGCAUACAGUUGCUGGAAGUGGAGCCAAGCAAAUGAAGGACACUGCUGCUAUCUGCAGCAACCAUUCUCCUUGAUUAGUCAUCUACGGGCAAGCAGAAUGUUGUCCCGUCUUCUAAUUGUACCCAAUCAGAAACCUUUCUUGAUGCCAUCAGUGCAAACCAUAGUACAAAAUCGAGGCUCGACCUAACACACAUAUCACACGCAAGUGUCAG
This is a messenger RNA of Priapulus caudatus, 3623 nucleotides long. Its product is annotated as vacuolar protein sorting-associated protein 54-like. NCBI's taxonomy places the organism in Eukaryota, Metazoa, Priapulida, Priapulimorpha, Priapulimorphida, Priapulidae. Gene Ontology annotation, cellular component: GARP complex. Gene Ontology annotation, molecular function: syntaxin binding. The record is from RefSeq and is a predicted model, not a curated record. The transcript is spliced from 24 exons. Gene Ontology annotation, biological process: retrograde transport, endosome to Golgi; Golgi to vacuole transport. Bases 246 to 3233 code for a protein of 995 amino acids.